GCCCAGGCUGCGGGCGGAGCGGGCCCAGGCCCGGCCCGGCCCCGGCGCGUCCCGCGGGCCCGGCGCACCCCGGGCCUGCACAGUUGUUUGUGAAUGAAUUUGGCUGAAUAUGGAUCCAGGUGGCGGAAGUCUUGGAUUGCAAACACAGGAAUCCAAAAUGCCUCACACUAUGAUCAUGCAAGAUUUUGUGGCUGGAAUGGCUGGCACUGCUCACAUCGAUGGAGACCACAUCGUUGUGUCAGUGCCUGAAGCUGUCCUGGUUUCUGACGUGGUCACGGAUGAUGGGAUAACCCUCGAUCAUGGCUUGGCAGCUGAGGUGGUCCAGGGGCCCGACAUCAUCACGGAAACGGACGUUGUCACCGAGGGCGUCAUCGUUCCCGACUCCGUGUUGGAGGCCGAUGUUGCCAUUGAGGAGGCUUUGGACACCAGCGACCACGUUCUGACUUCUGACCUGAUCACAGAAACCGUGCGAGUUCCCGACCAGGUGUUUGUGGCAGACCUUGUCACGGGCCCCGAGGGACACUUGGAGCACGUGGUGCAGGACUCCGUGGCCGGGGCCGACUCGCCCACCAUGGUGUCGGAAGAGGUGCUGGUGACCAACUCGGAUUCGGAGGCUGUCAUCCAGGCAGCUGGGACUGUCCCUGGCUCCACGGUCACCAUCAAAACCGAGGACGACGACGACGGCAAGAGCACGUCUGAAGACUACCUGAUGAUAUCUUUGGAUGAUGUUGGAGAGAAAUUAGACCAUAUAGGAAGCACUCCCUUGAAGAUCAGUACCGAGGUGGCAAAUGAUGAUGUUGCUAAAGAUGAUGGCUUUGGUUCAGAAGUUAUCAAAGUCUACAUAUUCAAAGCUGAAGCUGAAGAUGAUGUUGAAAUAGGUGGGACAGAAAUUGUCACCGAGAGUGACUUCCACAAUGGCCAUUCUGUAGCUGGAGUCAUUGAACAAGGAGGUGUUGGGAGAAUGCAGCGAGAAAAAAUGGUUUACAUGGCGGUUAAGGACUCUUCUCAGGAAGAUGAAGAUAUUAGCUGUGCUGAAAUAGCAGAUGAAGUUUAUAUGGAAGUUAUUGUAGGGGAAGAAGAAGCCACAUCCCUUCCAGACACCCAGCUUGAGGACUCUGGCGUGAAUAAAACGUUUGUCCCCGUUGCUUGGGCUGCUGCUUACGGAGAUGAAAGAAGGCUUCCCCGAAGAUACGAAGAUGGUCAAGCGGCAGGAAAUAACUUGGAUACACGAUUAGAAAACAAAAACGGUAAUGCAACACAGUACCUGCAGAUUUGUGAUAGCAUUAGCACUAAUAGAGUGCUCAAACAAAAAACCAAGAAAAGGAGGAGAGGAGAGGCCAGGCAAUGGCAAACAGCUGUUAUAAUAGGUCCUGAUGGACAGCCCUUAACAGUUUACCCUUGUCAUAUUUGUGGGAAAAAAUUUAAAUCCAGAGGAUUCUUGAAAAGGCAUAUGAAGAACCAUCCCGAUCAUAUGAUCAAGAAGAAAUACCAGUGUACAGACUGUGACUUUACAACUAACAAAAAAGUAAGUUUCCACAAUCAUCUGGAAAGCCAUAAACUUAUAAAUAAAGUUGAUAAAACGCACGAGUUUACAGAGUACACGAGAAGAUACAGAGAGGCGAGCCCGUUGAGUUCCAAUAAACUCAUCCUGAGGGACAAGGAGCCCAAGCUCCACAAGUGCAAAUAUUGUGACUAUGAGACUGCAGAGCAGGGGCUGCUCAACAGGCACCUGCUGGCAGUCCAUAGCAAGAACUUCCCUCAUGUGUGCGUGGAGUGCGGGAAGGGCUUCCGCCACCCCUCGGAGCUGAAAAAGCACAUGAGGACCCACACGGGGGAAAAGCCAUACCAGUGUCAGCACUGCGUGUUCAGGUGUGCUGACCAGUCCAACCUGAAAACUCACAUCAAAACCAAACACGGCACCGACCUGCCCUUUAAAUGUGAGCACUGUCCCCAGGCCUUCGCCGACGAGAAGGAGCUGCAGCAGCACACCGAGCUCUUCCAAGGGCAUAAGACUCACCAGUGUCCCCACUGUGACCACAAGAGCACCAACUCCAGCGACCUGAAGCGACACAUCAUUUCAGUGCACACCAAGGAUUUUCCCCACAAGUGUGAGGUGUGUGAGAAAGGCUUCCACCGGCCCUCGGAGCUCAAAAAGCAUAGCGAGACCCAUAAAGGGAAAAAGAUCCACCAGUGUAGGCACUGUGACUUCAAAACCUCCGACCCUUUUGUGCUCAGUGGGCACAUCCUCUCCGUUCACACCAAGGACCUGCCUUUUAAAUGCAAAAGGUGUAAAAGGGGCUUCAGGCAGCAGAACGAACUGAAGAAGCACAUGAAGACCCACAGUGGCAGGAAGGUGUACCAGUGCCAGUACUGUGAGUACAGCACCACGGACGCGUCGGGCUUUAAGCGCCACGUCAUCUCCAUCCACACCAAAGACUACCCCCACAGGUGUGAGUUCUGCAAAAAGGGCUUCCGCAGGCCCUCCGAGAAAAAUCAGCACAUAAUGAGGCACCACAAAGAGGCCAUAAUGUGAUAGGUGAGCUCCAGCAGGAAGUGAUGUAGAAACUGUGGUAUGCUAAUUGGGGAAAAAAAAUAAAUCUCACGAACUGUUUCUCCUGGUUUCAAAGCUUGAUAUUAAACCAUAACUUUACAUUCUUUGUAUUAAAAGUCUUAAAAAGUAUUAGGGUUGGCAGGGGAUCUCAUAGCCCUAUGAUUGUUGCUGAUCAGAACCUAAAGAGCACUAGAGAAUGCAGAGGAUGGAUGAAUGUCUUAAAUUUGCAGAAGGAUGGAUGAAUGUCUCCAAGUGAACGGUAUUUGCCAUUGCUGAGUCUAGAGGACAGGGCAGAGCUGGUUGUGUGACCCAUUCUGUCAGUCCCAACGUGUGUCUCCAGUAUGGAAGCAGAUCCCUGGUGAGGUGAGCUACAGAGGGUUUGCAAAGGAGCCCCCUCUUCACUUCUUGAGCAGUUUGGAACGGGGAGUUUUAGUCAGACACUUCAUCACAACGUUUUCAAUUGUGCCUAGAAAUUGAAUUCCAGAACUGGCGAAAUUUGGGGGGGGGGUGUCCCUUGUUCGGUUUGGUUUGGUUUUGUUUUUAAACAUUUCAUAGGGAAACUUUUUGGUUUCCUUUAUUAGUUUAGGUCCAAGAAGCAUUUUUUUACUGGUUUUCAAAGCUGCUAACCUAUUUUAUUGCAGGAUAUGAUGUUUAAAAUAGAACAUUAUGUUAUGGUCUCAGAGGUGGUGUUCUGGUGCUAGGGUUAAAGAUGUAUAUGUAUAUAAUUUCCCUUUUUUUAUCUGAAACUACAGUUGAAUGUUGUUCAGUAUGGCACAUAUAACAAAAUUAACUUUGAAUUUGACUUUUUUUUUUUAAAGGAUAAAAAUGGAUGCAGCUCAUAGUGUUGUGACUCAACACUAAAUUUUUUUUCCUCGCUACUUUAAAGUCUUCUCUAAAAAGAAUAUUAAAAACAGUUGAAAACUGUAGGGGUUUUAUAAUUAAAAUUCAAAGUACUUAGAGGCUCUUUAGGGCAGUGUUCUUAACAGGUAUGACAGUUACUGUCCUACCUCCUAAUAUGAAAUUUUCCAUAUAGAUGUAAAAUUGCACCUUUUAAUCGAUUCUUUUAAAAAAAGAUCUAUACCAUGCUAUAAACAUGCAUUUUCAACCUGUAAGAAAGUAUAUAUGCAGUAUUUAACCAGAAAAACCUGCUGCCACUAGAGUUUGGAGGUGGAUCUUGAGUUUACAGUGUAUACAUUUAAAAUAUGCAUCCCUUUAAAAAUGCUUUGUGUUAGCAUGCUGCAAAUCCAAUGGCGCUUAUAUAACGAGCUGGUCUAGGGCUAUUUAAUGAAAAACCUGGUCAUAAAUGUUAUGCAUAUAAUGUGUAUUUUUUACUUUUUUUAGUUGCUUCAUGUUUGCACACAGCUAUUCACAUGAGAAAUUGUAACUUCAUGCUAUAUUGUGGCUUUGUGUUCCAGAUAAUGUUCAUAUUUUGUUUUUGCACCAGAUGAGAAUCAGUUCCUUGAGAAUAAAUUUUUUUUAUAUUUCUAAACUUCAGAAAGUUAAAAUUUGGGAAAUCUCUUAGACAAAUAAGUGUUUUAUGUGGCUGUAAAAAAUGAUGUACACGCUGUAAAAUAAGAUUGUCACUGUUCUGUGGGAUUAUUAUUUCUAAAUGUGUUACUCAUCGUAACGGGCAUACAAUAAAACGCAUCUCUUGCACUCCAGAUUUUUUGGAGUUUCCUUUUCAUUUUUGGUGUUCAGGAAAGUGCCAUUCUGUAAAUUCACCUGAUAUUUUUAAUUGCAUUAUUCACUAAUUAAUAUCUAAUCACAUUUCAAGUAAACAGGUUACUGCAGGUCUAUUUAUCAGAAUGUUGAGGAGAGAACAUUGGGUUUGAUUUAACCCUUUAGACCCACAGGUAAUGUAUUUGUGUUUGUUUUGCUUAUUUCUAAAAUAAUUGUCAAAUCUGAUACUGACAUUGCUUUGAAAUUUUUUUUUUCCUUUAAGAGAACAAAAAACUUCUCACAUACUUUAGGAAGAACCAGGUAGGUUUUUGUCUUUUUACCUGUGUAAUAACAGCUUGCUGAAUGGAAUGCUAAAAACACUGCUAUCCUAAAUUCCCUCUCUUUUUAGAAUGUUUGAAUUGCAACAUCAGUAACAGAUUAAAAAGCUGAAGAAGAACAUGUGCUAUUAAAUGAACCCUUCACUGAGGAUUUCCAAUGGGCUUUGAGCCACUGGACUCGUAGGUUUUGCACAAAGAGCAGAAAUUAAGCAGACAGGAAUUAAUUCAUCUGGGUUUUGUUACUGCUUUUCCUUGCAUGCCCAGCAGUCAGAAGGGAAAAAAAUCUUAGUGAUUUAAGGCUGUGGAUUUCUGACAAUGUCAGUGCUUUGUUCCUGAAUGUUAUGUUGAAUACAUGGACUGAAGGAUGAUCCCUGAAGGUGAUCCCUGACUCUGCCCAUGGCUGUGCUGCCUCAUUUUUCCACCCUACAGAUGGACCAAAUAAUCAGGUUUCAGCUGCCCACAAUUAAAGGCAAUAAAUUAGAGAGAAAACACGGAAGAGCUGCAGCAGGACUCUGGAGGUAAAGGUGAGGUACUGGGUGUGGGCUGGUGGCUGCUGGAGUUGUCAGGGACUUCCCAGCCAGAGCUCUCUGGCUUUUAUUUUACAGCUGAGGCAGAGAAACUUCAAUACUGCAGAAAGGUCAGUCAGAACAAAGACAGUUUUCUCCUUUUCAGUGCAAAACAAGACACCCCAUUCUGGCAGAUAAAGACAGGGCAGAAUGUAUGUUGUUGUAAUUAUAUAAAGUAAGUAGUGUCUGAUUUUUUUUCUAAUUUGUUCCUAGAAAAAAUGUAGAAGUCUUGGUGAACAUACUUGAAAAUUGAGGUGGCAAAUGAGCUAAAGUAAAAUCUUCUAACCAGCAUUUACAGAGCUGAGUAAAAGAGAAAAUGUUUUUUUGUAAACUCCAGCAGAAACCACAUUAGGUAAAUCAGUUCCAGUUCCACAGUCAAGAGGGGGACAGCUGAGCCCACAGUAACAGGUGCUUCAUAGUAAAAAAUACUAAAUUUGCUUUUUAAAUACAUAUGGUUUCAAAACAAAACCAGCCUAUAACUAAAUGGCCAUAUGGUUUAUCUACUAGUCUAAUUCAGCUUUUUGACAAUUGCUUUGUGUUUUCUGUGAGUACAAAGUGUAGUUACAGCCUCUGCUCUGCAGCAUUUACAGGGUCUGGUGACCUUCAGAUUCUUUGAGGAACUGUGCUUGUCCCCAGGACAGAGAGCUGGCUGGCCUGAGCAGCAAGCUGGGCUUUUUGUAAGCAGGCUGCAGCUUUCCUGGCUGCCCCAGGAUGGUGUUUCCACUGGGAUGGAUCAGCUGGAUUUGAAAAGAGCAUUUGCCUGUUGGUGGCCUUUGCCAUGGAAUUGUCUCACCACGCCCAGCAGCUCCUGGUCUGAGCCCUGUCCCUCCUUAAGGAGUUCCCUGUGCUGUGCCAGGGAGUGGAGGAAACACAGCUUCGUCUGAGCUGUGGGAAACCCCCGGCCCUGGUGGGAGCACAGGGAGCACCUGCACCCAGACACCUGCACAGAUUGCCUCAGGACUGGCUGAAGAACAGGAGUUAGUCAAGAACAGCUGAAGUCCACAGAGGGAUAGCAUCCCACUCUUCCAAGGGAAAACUUUGCAUUUUCCAGGACAAUGCUGUGACAAUCCCAGUGGUGCCGAGCACUUGGGCUGGUGUGGGGAACAAGAGGAAUUGUCUGCUGCCUACACCACAGCCACAGGGCUGGCUGAAGGCCAGAGAACCUGUGGAGCUGCCAAAGCCACCCGUGUCCAUCCAACCAGAGAACCUGUGGAGCUGCCAAAGCCACCCGUGUCCAUCCAGCCCAGAGAACCUGUGGAGCUGCCAAAGCCACCCAUGUCCAUCCAACCAGAGAACCUGUGGAGCUGCCAAAGCCACCCGUGUCCAUCCAGCCCCCUGAGGCACUGACGGAGCAGCCACUGCCACCAGCACAGCCACAGCCUGGAAUGCCAGCCCUGGACUCCUGCUGCCAGCUGGGAGCAGCUGGAUGAGGAACAGGACUCACCCCCAGGUCAUCCUGCAAAUGGCAGAGCUCCUCCCGCAGGUUCUUGAAGGUGGAAAGCACCAGUCUCAGGGAUUUGUCCGAUGUCGCUCUCAUCUGGGAGGGGACAAAUGAAAAGGAUAAUUGGGAUUAAUUAGGCAGCUUUGUUUACAAUAUGCCUGACCAGAGGUAGAACAGAAACUGCUUUACAGGUGACAAUAACUUCUAAAAUCAUUGCACUUCCUUUGAAGUGCCCACAGUUUCUACUGGAAAUGUUUUCAUUGCACUUUGUUCUGCAAACGCCAGUGUUCAAUUUCUGCCUUGUAACGCAAGACAACGUUAAAAUGGAAGGAAGAACAGGGUAAGGAACUGCCUUUGUACACAUAUAAAGGGAAAAAUAAAUGUGUUAAUAUUGUACAAUUAUUAUUUGAGCUAUAAAAGCUUUGUGCUUACACUGAUUUUUAAAAAUUACUGCCCUGCCUGAAAAGGCAUAGAGGAAUGAGUCAUGUUUGAGAUCUGGCAAAGCUUUGGGCUCAAGGAUGAGGGAAUUUAAUUAACAUUUUUAAAAAUUCAAAUUAAAAAAGCUCAUACAGGCAACUCCUCCCUUUAAAAGGAAAAAGAUCCUAAAGAUGAAAGGAAUCACCUGGAUGAAAGAGAAAACUAUAAGUGACCACAGCCCAACACUGUUCUCCUUUGGAGUGUUAAUUUUAAUGCCUUUAAUAGCUGUGUAUUGAUUCAGGUGAAAGUAUAAAUUGUUGCAUUUCAUGAUACAUUUAUAACAUCUAAAGGAAGAAAAAUAGACUUUGAAAGGACACACAAAAUAACUCCUCAAGUUGUAAUGCUCCUGGAAGGGUUGAAUAUUCUGUGCAAAAUCUGUGUUUUUUUCCUGUCCAGAUAAAAGUGAAACCCUCCUGUGUGUUCCCUUAACUUGGAGCUCUCAUGCUCUCUGGGGAUUGGCCCUUGCCCAGUUUUUUAUCCCCAUUGAUGCCAUGAUGUGACUGAGACUUCAUUCCUAGUGUAAUUCACCUUUUUUUUGGUUUUGUAAUUAAAGUGGAAUUUCACUUUU
This is a messenger RNA of Vidua chalybeata, 7600 nucleotides long. RefSeq names its product zinc finger protein 711 (gene ZNF711). Gene Ontology annotation, cellular component: nucleus. The record is from RefSeq and is a predicted model, not a curated record. Gene Ontology annotation, molecular function: RNA polymerase II transcription regulatory region sequence-specific DNA binding; DNA-binding transcription factor activity, RNA polymerase II-specific; metal ion binding. The coding region runs from base 110 to 2533 and encodes 807 amino acids. The transcript is spliced from 13 exons. Lineage: Eukaryota; Metazoa; Chordata; Aves; Passeriformes; Viduidae. Gene Ontology annotation, biological process: regulation of transcription by RNA polymerase II.